This is a messenger RNA of Mauremys mutica (yellowpond turtle), 4813 nucleotides long. It is a transcript of the gene UBE2J2, whose product is annotated as ubiquitin conjugating enzyme E2 J2. The record is from RefSeq and is a predicted model, not a curated record. NCBI's taxonomy places the organism in Eukaryota, Metazoa, Chordata, Testudines, Geoemydidae. The coding region runs from base 1140 to 1934 and encodes 264 amino acids. The transcript is spliced from 7 exons.
GUAGGCUUUUAAUUGGUGUAUAUUCUAGAGAUGUUAGUUGAGAAGGGGUGUUGCUUCCCUUCUUCCCAGGAGAGACAUGAGACUUCCCUUUGUUACCGACAGCUUUGAUUUCAGUAGGAGCUGUGUGUACAUCUGAGGGCACAUAACUUGAUUUGAAAAUGCCUUUUCUGUUGAUUUAAUGGGUCUUAAAGCAGACAACAUGAUUCUUAUUUUAGCAUCUUUCACCCAAAAGUCAGUAUGCUUCAUAAUGGGUUUCUCAAAGUUUUUAGAGUCAUAUAGCACAGAUAAAAAUUAAUUUUGCUUUAAACACAUAUUGAAUCAAGAAAUGAAUUCAACUCUUGAGGAAUUUAGCUGCUAAAAACCCUGCUCCAGAUGGCUGGAGGUUCAAAUUUACACAAACUGUGUUCAGUAAAAAUGUAGGUUUUGUUUUUCCAUUUCCAAUUUUUAGAUAACAUUGAAUAUGGAGAGAAAAUAGGUCUAUGUUAAUUAAUAUAUUGUCACACUAAUUAGUUUUUAUGAAACUUACUAGGAUAACCAAUUACAAGUAAAUGACUGUCUUUUCUCUCCAUUGGGGGGACAUUAUUUUAAAAAUCAAAGUACGUAAAGGUAGGCAAGAGCUUGAGUGCAUAAAAAAGUCUUAAAAUUCAUGUGCACUGUGUCCCUUAGUAGUCUUUCUAGUGGCCCUGCUGUGCGGAUCUUCUGCUUAGCAUGUCAAGGGUGUCAGCCAUCAUAAUCUGUUCAGUUGGUGCUCUGGCACAAAACCAGAUUGAUUUUUCAAGGUGCCUUGCAUAAUGCAGAGCCAUUCAUGUCGUGUAUUUUUGUUUGUCUUAACAGUAACUGCUACUCUCGGGUAAUAGUCUUCUCUGGUUGAUUUUAAUGUUUAGAGAAACCUCUGAGCCAUGAAUGCAUUAUCUCUGGAAAUUGGCUGGCUAACAGGAUGUUCUAAAUUUGCCAUGUGCACAUACAGUGUGGCGGUGAUGAUAUUUAAGAAUCCACCAGAUGUACAGGUUUGAGUGGAACUUCUUUUAAAAAGCUUUUAGGUCUGAAAAGUGGGAAAUCACUGGAGAACUAGCUAUUCAGAAAGGAAGGUGCUUUGAAGUCGGCUGAGUGUUUUCCUAUUUGGAAGAUGCAAGGAGGACAUGACGGACUGUGAGAUGAGCAACAACAGUAAUAAGAGAGCACCAACAACAGCAACGCAGAGACUUAAGCAGGACUACCUUCGAAUUAAAAAAGAUCCAGUGCCUUAUAUCUGUGCUGAACCCCUCCCAUCUAAUAUCCUUGAAUGGCACUAUGUUGUACGAGGACCUGAAAUGACUCCAUAUGAAGGUGGCUAUUAUCAUGGGAAACUAAUUUUCCCCAGAGAAUUUCCUUUUAAACCUCCUAGUAUUUAUAUGAUAACUCCUAAUGGAAGAUUUAAAUGCAAUACAAGGUUGUGUCUUUCAAUCACUGAUUUCCACCCGGAUACAUGGAAUCCAGCUUGGUCAGUCUCAACAAUCUUGACAGGCCUCCUUAGUUUUAUGGUGGAAAAGGGCCCCACAUUGGGCAGCAUAGAAACCUCAGAAUUCACAAAAAGACAGCUUGCUGCACAAAGCUUAGCAUUUAAUUUAAAAGAUAAAGUCUUCUGUGAGCUGUUCCCUGAAGUGGUGGAGGAGAUCAAACAAAAACAGAAAGCACAAGAAGAGCUCAAUAACAGACCUCCACCCCUCCCGUUACCAGAUGUUGUCCCAGAUGGGGAAGCACACCAUGGUCAAAAUGGGAUACAGCUCCUUAAUGGGCACGUACCGCUGGCAGCUGCCAAUCAUCCGGGUCUUCAGCAGGCCAAUCGUAACCAUGGACUCUUAGGAGGAGCAUUGGCGAACUUGUUUGUUAUAGUUGGUUUUGCAGCCUUUGCCUACACAGUCAAGUAUGUACUGAGAAGCAUAGCGCAAGAAUGAGGAACGUAACAGAAGUCCAAGACCAAAUUAGUGGUAGUUGCAGAAUGAGUGGGACUCUGGGCAUCAGACUUUGACACUGGGAUAAAUAUUUGUGCUACCAUGACGCAGGUAAUAUAUUGGUUGGCUCAUGGGUUUAGUUUGGAAAAUGAAGCAGGUGUGAUUUGUUAGGGAAGAAAAAGGUGUUCUGCUCACAGUUCCUUUGUCCUCACUACAGUUUUAAGUGAUUCACUAGCAAGUCAAAGCAUUAUUGAUGUGAAACUGGCAUUUUGAAUGCUUUGAUUUUUAUAGCACUUACCCCUUGUUUUCUGAAAUUAAAAAUCUUUUAAGUAAAUGAGGCUUUUUACCAGAUUGAACAAUUUUUAAAGUAUGACACUUGAAGAUGCAUAUCAUAUGUUCAGCAUACAUUUUCAGCUGAGAAUUUCAUUUGCGAAGAGUCAAUUGUACAAGUUUGGAAUGAGUAAAAUGCAAGUUUCCUCACUGACUUUACUUCUGAAAGACCUGGUUAAUGUGAAUGUUGGUGUUACAGAAAGCGGCUAGUUCACUUUGUAGUAGAGAAUGAAUGUCAUUGCAUAUGUAGUCAAUAACAAUGAUUAGAUGAGUUGGAAAGUAACACAAUGUGUGUUGGUUAAAUAUGUUUUGUCUAAAUUGUUACAGUAACAUUUAAGAAGGUUUAGUUUGGCUACAAGAACUGCAGUUGCCAGCCUUCGAAAACCAUUUACACGCAAAAAGCAUUUAAAAUGAGUUUAGUGGCGGUGCUCAUAAGCAAAUUUUUUUUAAACUUUUUGGUUUUGUUUAUUUAAUUACAAUUUUCCAUUUUGGAAAUUAGUGUGAUUUCAAAGUGAAACAACUUGUGCUCAGAAAGAAAACAUGUUUGCCACUGUUCUGUUUAAAAUAUCUGCAAGGAACAAUGAAGAAUUGUAGUCUAUAUUUCAGAUGAAAUAUCCUUAGAUUCUGGGUUUUUCGGUGAGUAAAAUGGCAUUGCCCCUUCAGGGCCUAAUGAGGAAAGAAAAAGGAGACUGAAUACUGAGCCAUCUUUUCAGAAGACUAGUGGAUUCCUCUAAAGUGCUCUAAUUACAGUAAACUUAAGCCAUUUAUUUGCAAUCAGUUCCAUUUAAAUUACUUGACCCUGUUUUCAAACUCCAUUACAAAAAGAGCUUAUUCUAAGACUUCUUAUUUUGCUUGACUUAUGGAAGCCCUCUGCUUCUAUUAAAUUAAAUUCUUAGGCAUGGUUCCAUGCAUAUGACCACUGAAUGAGGAUUGCAUUCCAGUGGGCAGUGCCAAGGUUAUGAUAGCAUGGAUAUGCACUAAAACUGUUAGCGUAGUUUGCAGUCAGAAAUGCUACUUUUACAGCUCAUACCUUUUUAAAAAUUGUAAUUAAGAGAAAAUCCUUAUGACUUUAUUCAAAUGCUUUGACUUAUCAUAAAGGCAGUCUUACUGUGCCUUUCAUAAUUGGCGAUGACUUUGUCACCCAGCAAAUGAAAUAUUAUUCCCUGUUAUGAUCUAACAAAGACUGUAAAAGAAGUUGGCAGAAUGGAAAGCUCUGCACCUAACCGCGUAUUGUGUUAAAUGUUCUGAAGAGCCCAAUAAAUGUUACCUCAUGUAUUUAAGAAUGUGUUUUAUUUGGGCUGUUUUGUUUUGUUUUCCUUUGGCAGGUUUUUGAUGUUUGAUUUUUCUGCUUCUGUUUGGUAUUUUGAAAUUACUGGAUUACCAAAAAAAAAAGUGUUAAACCCAUGAGCCAUGUAGCUUAGAUAAUCAGAAAAUAUGUGCUGUGACCAAUUCUCUGAAAUAGGUUUGGAUUAGCAGAACUAACAGAGUAGCUCCAGACUAAAGACAUCUUAAAACAGACCUUAUUUGGGGGUGGGAGGGGAGCGUGUGCUGGGCUUGAUUUAAAGGGUAUUUAUAAACUGUUUAAAAAUUGGUUUUGUUUUUGAUCAAAUUUUAUUUAUAAUUGCUCUUUAAUUUGCCUCUUGUUUGUGCUUAAUCUGUUCUUGUAAAGAGAGAGCCCCGGUUGUAUCUUUUGUUUCUAGAAACUGUUCAGUCUCCUGCAAUUAUGGGUUUUAAAGACUGGUUUGCAAAGCAUACAGAUCUGUAGCAAAGGUUGAGCUGCCUCUUAUAUCAUCAUAACGCUGAAAUGAGUUUCAGGCUUCUCAUUAUGCCUUCUUUUGCUACCAUUGUCAUUUCCUAUGGGCAGAUGUUUAUGCAGACUGCUACCCAGCAUUGUGUGUCUUUCUCUCAUGAAGGCUCUUUGGGCCACAGGCAUGAAGAUGAAGGCAAGGAGACCUUGGCUGUGGUACAUUCAUGCCCUGUGUGAAUGUAUGUACUGGAGGGGAAAGGAUUAAUAACCUCAGAAGGACAUUGUUCAACAAUCCACCACUUGUAUUGCAUGGCAGUAAGUUGGCCUUGCAGUUAGCCCUGGGUAUCUGAAGGUGAAGUCCCUUUUUAUUAAAGUGCCUCAAUUGGGAAUGCAAAAUUGAUACUAUUAUAGAAUCCUGAAUAUGCUGCAUUUUUUUGGAAAGAUUAAUUGUUGAUUAUUUUUUUUUAUAAAGUGGAGCUCAUCUUCAGUUAGUGAUUUUUCUUUAACACCCUGAAGAAGGAUGAAAAGACUUGGCAGUGCUUUGAAAAGCUAGCAGACUUGCUGCACCCCCCCCCAACAUUUUGGUACAUGUCCUUGCUCCUUGCCUUUGGUAGCAAAAUAUGUAUCCCUUCCUAUGUAGGUUUUAGUGAAUGUAAAUAGUAUUUACUAUGGUAUGCAGUAUCCGAACUUUGAUUUUGUUACCAAAGUCAGUAGAUGGAAUUAAUCAUUCUUUGCCAUGCAAAAAUGUUGAUAUCAUGCCCUGAGGCAGUGUUAUCUUAAUGACAUAAUAAAACUGAAAGUUGUC